Molecule: messenger RNA, 4349 nt
Organism: Drosophila novamexicana
Lineage: Eukaryota; Metazoa; Arthropoda; Insecta; Diptera; Drosophilidae
Gene: Sf3b1
Product: splicing factor 3B subunit 1
Exons: 3
Coding region: 73-4077 (1334 amino acids)
Biological process (GO): spliceosomal complex assembly
Cellular component (GO): U12-type spliceosomal complex; U2-type prespliceosome; U2 snRNP
Molecular function (GO): mRNA binding
Source: RefSeq, a predicted model, not a curated record
CAUUUCACAGCACUGUCGCACAAUUUUCAUGUACGCGUUUUUCAUACGUUUGUUGCCUAAAAAUUGAUAAAAAUGGAAAAUAUUCCGCGUACUCAUGAAGACAUUGAGGCGCAAAUUUCGGAUAUACAGGCCAAGAAGACAGAGCUUGCCAAGAGCAAUGCAGCGGCAGCAGGCGUUGGGCUGCUGGACAGCGGCGGCUUCUUUGACGCCGAUCUCUACGACGAAGAGGCCGCUGUGGGCAAGGGGGCCAAGAGUCGCUACGAGGGCUACAACACAUCCAUCGCGGCUAACGAUGAGGAUGGCGAUGAAGAUGAGGAAGACGAUGGCUUUCCAGUGCCGCAGAAGCGUACCACAUACACGGCGCCCACGUCUGUGCUGAAGGAUGUGACCCAGGGCAAGGAGGACGUUGAUCCCAUGGCCGAACACCGGCGACCGACCAUAGCGGAUCGCGAGGAUGAGUACAGACAAAAGCGGCGCCGCAUUAUCAUUUCGCCGGAUCGUGCCGAUCCAUUUGCCGAUGGCGGCAAAACCCCGGAUGUAGGCUCCCGUACCUAUACAGACAUCAUGCGUGAGCAGAUGCUAAAGGGCGAGGAGUCCGAGCUGCGGCGUCGCAUCUUGGAGAAGUCCAAGGAGGGCACACUGGUUAAAUCCUCGAAUGGUGAAUCGGCCGCCAAGGACGGAGGACGCAAGCGUGGCCGCUGGGAUCAGACGGUCAGCGAUAGUUUUAUACCCGCCAAAGUGGCAGCCACGCCCAGCAGCGCAGCAACGCCCACCUGGGAAGACAAAACACCCGGAGAUCAUCGCUGGGAUGAGACACCCGGGCAUAAGGGCAGCGAGACGCCUGGUGCGACGCCUGGUCUGGGCACUCGUAUAUGGGAUGCAACACCGGCGCACGCCAUGACUCCUGGCCACGAAACGCCCGGUCAUGAGAAGUCAGCGCGUAGAAAUCGCUGGGACGAGACACCAAAGACGGAGCGUGAAACGCCCGGGCACAGCGGUUGGGCAGAGACCCCGAAGCCGGAUCGCAGCGGCAGCGGCGCCGGCGAGAGCAUUUCCAUAGAGUCCACACCGGGCGGCGCCUCCAAGCGACGCUCGCGAUGGGAUGAGACGCCGUCGAAUGCGACGCCGGCUGGGAUAACGCCCAGCAAUGCCAGCGCUAUGACGCCAAGCAUGACCCCUCAUGCAACACCUGGCCAUGCCACGCCCCUAUUAACACCUGGCGGCAGUACGCCCGUGGGCGUAAAGGCAAUGGCCAUGGCCACACCCACACCGGGCGCACUUGCGGCCAUGACACCGGAACAGUUGCAGGCCUAUCGCUGGGAAAAGGAAAUCGAUGAGCGCAACAGACCCUACACCGACGAGGAGCUGGAUCAAAUGUUUCCGCCGGGCUAUAAGAUAUUGCCGCCGCCUGCCGGAUACGUGCCACUGCGCACGCCUGGCCGCAAGUUAAUGGCCACGCCCACACCGAUUGCGGGCACGCCCGCAGGCUUCUUUAUCCAGGUGGAGGAUAAAAACGCCAAAUUUAUGGACAACCAGCCAAAGGGCCAGAAUCUGCCGUUCAUGAAGCCCGAGGAUGCACAAUACUUUGACAAGCUGCUCGUGGAUGUUAAUGAGGAUGCGCUCUCGCCCGAAGAGCUCAAGGAGCGCAAGAUCAUGAAACUCUUGCUGACCAUUAAGAACGGUUCGCCGCCCAUGCGCAAAUCCGCGCUGCGUCAGAUGACGGACAAGGCGCGUGAAUUUGGCGCCGGGCCGCUAUUCAAUCAAAUCCUGCCGCUGCUCAUGUCGCCGACGCUGGAGGAUCAGGAACGGCAUUUGCUGGUGAAGGUCAUCGAUCGUGUGCUGUACAAAUUGGACGAUCUGGUGCGUCCGUUUGUGCACAAGAUUUUGGUGGUCAUUGAGCCGCUGCUCAUCGAUGAGGAUUACUAUGCGCGCAUCGAGGGUCGGGAGAUCAUAUCGAAUCUGGCAAAGGCAGCUGGUUUGGCCACCAUGAUCUCCACCAUGCGUCCGGAUAUUGAUAAUAUUGAUGAGUACGUCAGAAAUACAACAGCACGUGCCUUUGCCGUGGUCGCCUCCGCCUUGGGCAUACCCUCGUUGUUGCCCUUCCUGAAGGCCGUGUGCAAAUCCAAGAAAUCCUGGCAGGCGCGCCACACAGGCAUCAAGAUUGUGCAACAGAUUGCCAUACUGAUGGGUUGCGCCAUAUUGCCACAUCUGAAGGCGCUGGUGGAGAUCAUUGAGCACGGCCUGGUCGAUGAGCAGCAAAAGGUGCGCACCAUCACAGCGCUGGCCAUCGCAGCCCUGGCCGAGGCGGCCACACCCUAUGGCAUUGAGUCCUUCGACUCGGUGCUCAAGCCGCUCUGGAAGGGCAUACGGACGCAUCGUGGCAAGGGCCUCGCCGCGUUCCUCAAGGCCAUUGGCUAUCUCAUACCGCUGAUGGAUGCCGAGUAUGCCAACUACUAUACACGUGAGGUCAUGCUGAUUCUUAUACGUGAAUUCCAGUCGCCCGACGAGGAGAUGAAGAAGAUUGUCCUCAAGGUGGUUAAACAAUGUUGCGCCACGGAUGGUGUGGAGCCGCAGUAUAUCAAGGAGGAGAUAUUGCCGCACUUUUUCAAGUUCUUUUGGAAUCACCGCAUGGCGCUGGACAGGCGCAACUAUCGCCAGCUGGUCGAUACCACCGUUGAGAUCGCCAACAAGGUGGGCACCUCGGAGAUAAUCAAUCGUGUCGUGGACGAUCUGAAGGACGAGAAUGAACAGUAUCGUAAAAUGGUCAUGGAAACGGUGGAGAAAAUUAUGGGCAAUCUGGGCGCAGCGGAUAUCGAUUCACGCCUCGAGGAGCAGCUGAUCGAUGGCAUACUCUAUGCCUUUCAGGAGCAGACCACCGAGGAUGUGGUCAUGCUGAACGGAUUCGGCACCAUUGUCAAUCAGCUGGGCAAACGUGUCAAGCCCUACUUGCCACAGAUUUGUGGCACCAUACUCUGGCGUCUGAACAACAAAUCCGCCAAGGUGCGUCAACAGGCGGCGGAUCUGAUCUCGCGCAUUGCCGUGGUCAUGAAGACCUGCCAGGAGGAGAAGCUGAUGGGCCAUUUGGGUGUUGUGCUCUACGAGUACUUGGGCGAGGAGUAUCCGGAGGUGUUGGGCAGCAUAUUGGGCGCGCUCAAAGCUAUUGUAAAUGUCAUUGGCAUGACCAAGAUGACGCCGCCCAUCAAAGAUCUGUUGCCCCGCCUCACACCUAUAUUGAAGAACCGGCACGAGAAGGUGCAGGAGAACUGCAUCGAUCUGGUGGGUCGCAUUGCGGAUCGCGGACCGGAAUAUGUGUCCGCCCGCGAAUGGAUGCGCAUCUGCUUUGAAUUGCUGGAGCUGCUCAAGGCGCACAAGAAGGCCAUACGGCGCGCCACGGUGAAUACCUUUGGCUACAUAGCCAAGGCAAUUGGUCCGCACGAUGUGCUGGCCACGCUUUUGAAUAACCUAAAGGUGCAGGAGCGUCAGAAUCGUGUCUGCACCACCGUCGCCAUUGCCAUUGUCGCCGAGACGUGUCGUCCGUUCACCGUGCUCCCGGCGCUGAUGAAUGAGUACCGUGUGCCGGAGCUGAAUGUACAGAAUGGCGUACUGAAAUCUCUAUCCUUUCUGUUCGAGUACAUUGGCGAGAUGGGCAAGGACUAUAUCUAUGCGGUGUGCCCGCUGCUCGAGGAUGCGCUAAUGGAUCGCGAUCUGGUGCAUCGCCAAACGGCCUGUUCGGCCAUCAAGCACAUGUCUCUUGGCGUCUAUGGAUUUGGCUGCGAGGACGCACUCACGCAUCUGCUCAACUAUGUGUGGCCCAACAUAUUCGAGACAUCGCCGCAUCUGGUGCAGGCCUUCAUGGACUCGGUGGAUGGGCUGCGCGUCUCGUUGGGCUCCAUUAAGAUACUGCAAUACACGCUCCAGGGUCUGUUCCAUCCGGCGCGUAAGGUGCGCGAUGUCUACUGGAAAAUCUACAAUUCGCUGUAUAUUGGAGGCCAGGAUGCGCUAAUCGCGGGCUAUCCACGCAUCACCAACGAUCCCAAGAACCAGUACGAGCGCUACGAGCUGGACUAUACGCUUUAAGCAGCCUCCAUCUCCAGCACACCCCUCAAUAGCCCCUAAUUAUAUUGUAAUUUUGAUAAGAUGAAUACACAAAUAUAGCGCGAAUGUACAAAACGAGUAUUUAUUCUACAUUUUUAGAGUAGCUGAGCGCGACGAGUAACUACUGUGGACCAGAGCUGUAAUCUAUAAUUACUGGGGAAAUACAUUUUAAUUACCAGCAAUUACAUUGACAAUUGCAAUGUAAUGAUGCUUAAGCUGUUGUAUUCAUUAUAUACCUUUAAUUACUAAGUAAU